AUGGUCAACAAGUGUUAUUCAUGCGAUUUCCAUCGCCAGGAGUGUACUUUCAGCCUCACUGCCGCUCCCGAAGCUCCUAAGAAAAGGAAGCUAUCCGAAACGGAACCAGCAGAAUCGGUCAAGCGACCUGCCACUAUGCAAUCGCAGUCAAUAGAAGCCGAGUCGGCACACCCGCUUCCGCUGGCCCGGAAUAUGAUUCGCCCGGGCUUCUUUAACCAGGCUACCCAGCAUAUCGGUAUGACCACCGAGCUGGAACCGACUUUGCUAGAAUAUCUCCCGCUGGACGAAUAUGAUGAAUGUACAGUUUCUAACUCGCGUGUGCGGAGGUGUGCUGAUGAUGCUACUUUCAUGCGUGUCGUUGAUACCGUGCCUGUCGGUGACUCGCAGGCUGUGUCGCUCGAUGCCAUUGAGAGCUUGGUGGCACCGUAUGGUUCGACCUUGAUUGAGAAGUUCUUCGACCAUGUGCACCCGUCGUUCCCGAUUCUGAUUGAAGAGGCGUUCCGUCAAUCGUAUCGGGAACGUCGUGGCUUGUCGCCGCUUCUCCUGGCUGCUGUCUAUGUGUUGACGUUGAAGUUUGUUGACGUCGGUGCAAGCUCGCAGACGGCGCGGAAACCAGAUGCUGCGCGUUUGGAGGCUACGGCGUUGCAGUUGCUGAUGGAUUCUUUGCCUUCCCCUAGUCACUCGACUAUCCAGGCUGGUUUGUUGUUGACGCAAAAGUCAACUUUGGCUACAGCUUCCCUGAAUGGGCAGCUGGUUACAGCUGGCUUUGAGCUGGGUCUGCACCAGGACUGCACGAACUGGCGUAUGAAGACGUGGGAGAAGGGCCUUCGGAAACGACUUGCUUGGGCGUUGUACAUGCAGGAUAAAUGGUCGUCACUUGUCCACGGCCGCCCGUCUCACAUAUUCGCCUUUAACUGGACGGUCAAGGAUCUCGUGGAGCAGGACUUCUCAGAUGCCUUUGCGUCCGGCACCGACUCCUCGCACGACGAAACAGCCGUUGGCCACGGCCCCCUACUCUUCUGCCACAUGGUAGCCCUAACAACCAUUCUCUCCGACAUCCUCGACCGCUUCUACACACUACACGCCAUUGAAGAAUUCCAAGCCGCAGGCAAUCAACGCACACGCAUGAUCCUCGAAAAAGCCAAACCCGCCCAAAUCAGACUAAAAGACUGGUUCUCCUCCCUCCCCCCGUCCCUAAAAAUGGAAACCUCAACCGGCGAACUUGUCGAAACAAUAACAGACGAACACGCCCGGAACGGCGCCCUCCACCUCGCCUACUUCGCCACCGAAAUCACCCUGCACCGCUGCAUCGUGCGCUCUCUCCUCGCCGAAGGCACAGACCCUUACCUAGCACACAUCUGCCGCUCAGCAGCAAAAACCCGCCUAAUCUCCGCAAUGGACUUCGUCAACCGCCUGCGACCCGCCCACCUCCGCUCCUUCUGGCCCGCCUCAGCCCGCACAAACUUCUCCCUAAUCGGCUCCUUCGGCAUGCUCCUCCGCAUCACAGCGCCGACAAGCGAAGAAGCAGACUUCUACCGCGUGCGUUUGUGCGAGUAUCGCUGGACGCUAGGCGUAAGCCACAAAAACGCCGCGUUCAUGGGCUUCGCGCUGCAGAGUCUGGAUAACGCUACCGCGCUGCAUAAGCACGUUCCCGCGAAACCGGGUAUCGAGGAGUUGAUGGCUACGACCAAGUCUGCGCCGCCGCGUUUACCUACUACCGCGCAUGGUACGUACGACGAGGCCAUGAUGGAGGCUGGGACGGGGACUUCUUCGUCUGUAAUUUCGGGACUGGCUUCGCCUGCUACUUCUGUUAGUGAUAUUGAGGAUGGGGAUGCUUCUAUGCCUCCUCUUUGA
Penicillium arizonense is the source of this 1854-nucleotide messenger RNA. RefSeq names its product putative C6 transcription factor (OTam). Gene Ontology annotation, cellular component: nucleus. Gene Ontology annotation, biological process: DNA-templated transcription. The coding region runs from base 1 to 1854 and encodes 617 amino acids. Gene Ontology annotation, molecular function: zinc ion binding; DNA binding. NCBI's taxonomy places the organism in Eukaryota, Fungi, Ascomycota, Eurotiomycetes, Eurotiales, Aspergillaceae. The record is from RefSeq and is a predicted model, not a curated record. The transcript has 2 exons.